UUGUUUCCCCCUCCUCCUUCCUUAUCCUUCACUUGUCUCCUCUUCAUCCCACCUGUGACCCCCACCUCUCCAUUUUGGUCUUAUAACCCCUCCCCCACUUGUUUGUAAUUGCCCCUUUUAAUUCACCUAGCAUCCUUGCCUCCUACCCCUUCAUGGACAUCUUUCCCUGUCUAUCUCCUUUCAUACUUGUUUCCUUUCCUGUCCUCUUUCUCACCCACUGUCUACUCAUCUCCUCUCCUUCUUUCCUUCCUUCUAACCUGUUGUCCUUCCUUGGUCUAGUUUCCUAUCAGUGUUUCCUUGUCGCUUUUUUGCUUCCCUCACAUCUUUCCUUGUUGUCUUCAUUUCCUUCCCUUCUUGGCAUCCUCCAUUCCUUGCCUUGCCCACUGUCUCCUCAUCUGCUGUCUUCUUACAGUAUUUCCUUCUUUUGCCCCCUCUCUCCUUGUCCUCUGUCCUUUUGUUUCCUUGCACUGUCUCUUCCUUUCCUGUCUCCUCCUCAACUUAUUUCCUUCCUUGGUCUAGUUUCCUAUCAGUGUUUCCUUGUAGCCUUUUCUCUCCCCUAACCUCUUUCCCUCCUUUCACCUUAUUUCCUUCACUUCUUCUCAUCUUCAUUCCUUUGCCUUGCCCACUGUCUCCUCAUCUCCUGUCCACUUCUUUCCUUCUUCUACCUCCUGUGUCUUCUUCCUCCGUCAUUAUGUUUCCUUGCUUACUCCUCCUCCACUCCUUUCCUGUCUGUAUUCCGCCCUCUUCCUCCCUUACUUCCUUGUUUUUCCCGGACACCUUCUCAUCUCUUCCUUCCUUGUGUUCCCUCCUUUAUUUCCUUGCUUUGUCUCCUCGUCUCCUGUCCUUCUUACUUCUUACCUUCCUUCAUCUGCCUCCUUUCUCUCUCGCUUCCUAUGUGUCCUUGUCUAAUUGCUACUUCCUCUGCUGUCUCGUCGCCUCGGUCCUUGCUGUCACCUUAUUUCCUCCCCUGCAGCCUAAAUCCUCCUCCUCAGCUCCUGUGUCUUCGCUGGGUGCGCCCCCCCCCCAUGUGCCUUCACGUUGAAUAAGUGCGACGUGCGCUCUCGUUGCCCGGCAUGAAAGUGCAGAUGAGAGGCAGGAAGUGGAGGCAGAGACGUGUCAAAAGAAAGGAAAGAGACGACGAGGAAUCCAACCUGAAAGCUCUUUGAGGAGAAGGUAGCGAGUCCGAGGGAGGGAAAGGUGGGGGUGUUUUAGCAUAAAUCAGGCCGAGAGAAAAUAUCUGCUAAUGUGCUUCACAGUCACUAGAUGUGGAAAAAAAAGAUUUGUGUCAGCCGGUCUGCGACUCGCUCCACGUAACCCACGUGCUGCGAGUGGUGGGGGCCAGGGGUCGCCAUCUCCGUACUCUGACGGAUUACUGGGCUCAAUAUUGAUUUGAAAUGAUCCUUUGACACAAGAUGGCGGGGGUCAAAGUUGUUUUUAGCUUACUUUGCAUUGAACAGGAAGUCACUGUGUGCGGGUUUUAAUGCCGUCUAACGAGACAGUUCAUUGCUUCCAGACCCAACCGUCAUCAGUGCAUUUCCGCUAAGUAGGAUUCCUUAUAUGUUGAAUAUUUAUGUGGUUAGAGCACAGAAAAGCUAUUUACAACCUUGUAAAUACAGGUUUUAUUCAUAUUAGAGCUCUCAAGACAUGAAAUAACCCCCCAUAGUCACCUUCACAUUUGUAAGACAUGUAAUAUAGACUCACAUGUUACAAGUGGGGUCACAUUACCACCUGUGGUGGCUAUUGUCUCAUCAGUGGAACAUUACUGACACCUAGUGACUAAUUGAAUGCGUCUUCUGAAUGCUGUAUAGUUAUAUCUUACUUCAUAUAGCCAUUUUUAUGCUUGAAAAUGCUUAAUUUUGGCCAGAAAUAUGUAAAAUGUCUUUGAGUCUUCCCUUGCUACAUUGUGGUUCACCUUUUGCAGACUCGCUGUUCCGCAGGUUUGUUUUUUUUUUGUGCAAUUGUAGUACAUUUGAGAGAACCAGCACAUUGUGUUCUGCGUCCUUAUUGGCUAAGGGAGAACCCGCCCAUUGUCUUCCGCGUCCUGAUUGGCUGUAGACCGUUUCGAUCAAUCUCCUUGGUGCCAAACUGCCGUGUUUACUGAUGUCUGAUUGCUAGCAAACAGCUUGCAGAGACUCUGAAGUCUGUAUGUUUGCACAUUUUUGCACGUCUCCCCGACAAAACCCACGAUGUCGAUGGAAUGUUCUGUGCCCAAAAAGCAGAGGAAGAUGCUAACCAUCGCACAAAGAGUUGGACUUGUGGACAUGCUGGAGGAAGGUAGACGUUACGCGGCUGCAAGGAGCCGUUAUGGAAUACUGUAAAUGAAUCUUGGGUCGGAGGUGGAGGAGGAGGCUGAGGAUACAAAAACGCUUCAGCGGAGCAGCGCCAGGACGAAGAGGCAGGGUCACAGGAGUGGAAUACAUUGGGCUGUGGUAUACAGAAGGGAGCGAGGAUCUUUGUAUGCAGUGGGAUGUCUGGAUGACAUGCAGAGGAGGAGUAGAGGCUGCAGACGGGAGGUGAGCGGCGGGUGUCUUAUCUCGACUAUUUUUACGAGGCGUCUCAUAAAAGCAUGGAGACGAGGAGGCCGCGUGCCACCAGAGGACAUUUCUUGCCGCUCACGGCCCCGCCUCCUCCUCGGCCCACUUCCUGCGGAGGACGGCGAGAGGCCGAGACGGAUGAGAGUAAUAAGCUCGGUGUCAGGUGAGGGAGAGCGCAGAGAGGAAGGUCGUGAUGGGAUAAACAGCAGAAGACUGCAAAGAAGAGGAGUUUCCUUUACAGCUCAACGUGAGAUCAGGGAAUGCUGUGUCCUCACCUUCACAGAAACCUGGCUGACGGAGGAUAUACCGGACUCGGCGAUCCAGUUGGAAACAUUUGCUGCUUACCGGGGAGAUCGGACUUUAGCGUCUGGUAAACACAGAGGUGGCGGCGUCUGUGUUUACGUAAACAAACGGUGGUGCACAGACGUACAGACGAUGGAAAAGCACUGCUCACAGGACAUUGAGCUGCUGAUGGUGAAAUGCAGACCUUUUUAUUUGCCUCGUGAGUUUAGCGCUGUGUAUUUAACUGCUGUUUACAUCCCACCACGAGCUAACACCGCUAACGCACUAGGCCUCCUGCAUGACAUCAUUGAUAAACACGAGACCAAACACCCAGACGCUGUAUUCAUUAUAUCUGGCGAUUUCAACCACUGUAACCUCAGGACUGUCCUCCCCAAAUAUUACCAGUAUGUGAGCUUUACCACAUUUGUCUGCAUUUGUCAUGGGCACCGCUGAGGACUACAAAAAGGCCAGAUAUGACCUGAGGAGGUCCAUACGAGAGGCCAAAAGACAGUACAGACAGAAGCUGGAGGGCUACUAUUCCACCUCAGACCCUCGGCGCAUGUGGGCGGGGCUCCAGCACAUCACAGACUAUCGACAGCGGAGUAGCGUAGCCACGUCCAGCCAAACCACACUUCCAGAUGAGCUGAACGAGUUCUAUGUCCGCUUUGACACCCAAACUCCUGAUGAGCAGAGAGGGUGGCUGAACCUGGGGAGCACACAGGACUCACCUCUCAUGGUGACAUCAGCUGAUGUGCGCAGGGUUCUGAACAAAACAAACCCACGAAAAGCAGCAGGCCCAGACAACAUCUCAGGACGUGCACUUCGGGUUUGCUCAUCAGAGCUAGCUGAUGUGCUUGCUGACAUAUUUAACCUGUCGCUUGCACAAGCAUCUGUACCGACCUGCUUUAAGUCCACCACCAUAGUGCCCGUACCCAAGAAGAGCAACGUGACCUGCUUGAAUGACUAUCGCCCUAUAGCACUCACUCCUAUUGUUAUGAAGUGCUUUGAAAGAAUAGUCAUGACCCACAUCAAAAAGAGCAUCCCAGCAACUGUGGACCCUCUACAGUUUGCAUAUCGCCAGAACCGGUCCACGGAUGAUGCAGUCAACACUGCCAUCCACACAGCCCUUUCUCACCUACAGGGCCAGGACACAUACGUCAGAAUGCUAUUUAUAGACUAUAGCUAUGCUUUUAAUACAGUCUGCCCCCACAAACUCACAAAUAAGCUCCUCACACUUGGUCUGUCUCCCUCCCUCUGUAACUGGGUGUUUA
This is a messenger RNA of Dunckerocampus dactyliophorus (ringed pipefish), 4087 nucleotides long. RefSeq lists its product as uncharacterized. Lineage: Eukaryota; Metazoa; Chordata; Actinopteri; Syngnathiformes; Syngnathidae. Bases 2319 to 3269 code for a protein of 316 amino acids. The transcript is spliced from 3 exons. The record is from RefSeq and is a predicted model, not a curated record.